AUGGAUAUACAGUUUCAAAUGCUAUUCGAUCAUAUGAAGGUGGAAAUGCAAAAACAGACAAUUGAACUAAGAGAAUCUAUUACUAAAAAUAUAAUGGAUAGAAUAGAGGAAAAACUAACUCCGAUUAUUAAAGAAAUUGAAAAAUUUAGGCAACAAAUCAGCAAACUAAAAAAAGAGGUAGAAUAUCUAAAAAGAGAAAAGAAAAGCAACAAUAUCGUUAUUUUUGGACUUGAUGAGGAUGAAAAAUCAACUUCAGAACUGUUUCAAACCAUUCAAAAGGUUUUUAAAAGCGACUUAAACAUGAUUUUGGAAGAAAAUGAGGUAAAUAGAUUAUUCCGCUUAGGAAAAAAUAAAGUGGUAAAUAAACCGAGACCCGUAUUGUGUUCUUUAACAAACGGAUGGAAAAAGGAUGAAAUCAUGAAGAACAAAAAGAGCUUAAAGAAGGUUUAUGUACAAGAGGAUUACACAAAAGAAGUUUUAGAUAAGAGGAAGGCUUUACUACCAAAACUGCAAGAAGAAAAGAAAAAGGGAAACAAAGUUUACAUAAAAUACGACCAAUUAAUUGUUAAGGAAGCAAACAUCAACACUGAAAAAAGAAAAAGAGAACUAUCGACGUCACCCCAAUCGCAUACAAAAGUACAAAAUAAAAAGCAAGAAACUUUGAAUUUCAUCAAAACUAAUAGGAAAAAUGCCUUCGAUGUAAUGAGAUCCCGAUCAAACUCGUUAACUCUAACAUAG
This is a messenger RNA of Papilio machaon (common yellow swallowtail), 738 nucleotides long. RefSeq lists its product as uncharacterized. The record is from RefSeq and is a predicted model, not a curated record. The coding region runs from base 1 to 738 and encodes 245 amino acids. The transcript has a single exon. NCBI's taxonomy places the organism in Eukaryota, Metazoa, Arthropoda, Insecta, Lepidoptera, Papilionidae.